Molecule: messenger RNA, 402 nt
Organism: Prorocentrum cordatum
Lineage: Eukaryota; Dinophyceae; Prorocentrales; Prorocentraceae
Source: the annotation of a GenBank genome assembly
AUGGGCGCAUCGACUGGAUUCGCAGGCAGAUUGAUGCGGGUCGGCUGGCUCAUGUGUGCAUCAGCCAGGCGCGCGACCCGGCCAAGCUCAAAUACAAGUUCAUGUUGCAUGCUUCUGGCGCAGACGCUAUAUCUAAUCCAUUUCGUGCUCAUAUCAAUCAGCAGUUGGAUUCCCUUCGUCGCCUACUUCAAUCGCACACUGUCGUUGAUAGAGGGCAUAAACAUUCUUCGGGAGUUACUGAAAUCUGCUUUUGGUUGCGUCCGUUUUCUGGUCCGGUUCUUGCAGGAGCCCAUCAUGAAAGUAAUGAUGUUGGUUGCCAGCUCCAUGGUACUCCAAAUAUCGUUGACGUCCUGGCGCGCUUGGAGGCCAAGCUUGAUGCAACCUCGGCCCUGCUGGGCAUGA